AUGUCUGACUGUGAUAUGGUGGAGAUUCCUUUAAUUUGGCAUCAGUUCCUUCCAGAGGCUGCAAAGGACCAUGAGAUUGCAUGCAAGAAACACGAAGCGGCCCUGCGCAAGCAUGAUGACGCAGCCCGGAAGCACGAAUCAGAGCUGCAAACCCUUGGGACCCAGGUCGCGGACUCCAACAUCGAUCCAAGACAGCGUACAAAACUCGACAAGAAAAUCAAAGAUCUAGUGGCGAAGUCCCCGAAGCCUCCAUCAAAACCGACGCCGCGCAUGCAGGACGCAGAGGUUCCGCUCAUGCUGUCUCUCGCUGGGGCACUGAAGCUCCUCCUCGGUGGCUCGACAACGGAGGAGCAACGCCAGCGUGGGGCAUGUCUACUCUUUGCAUAUUUGCAGGAUUUCAAGCGUAUAUAUGGGGUAGAUGCAAUGGUGCCGAACCAUCACUACGCCACGCACAUCCCGGCACAGCUUGAAGAGUACGGCACCGUGUACGAAAUCUGGGCGUUUCUGGCAGAGCGACUCAACAAAACACUGAAAAGCACGAAUCAAAACAACCGGCGCGGAGGCCAACAAGAGGUUACGAUGAUGCGGGAAUUCGAUCGGCACAUGCAAGUUCGGGCUAUUGUGGAUCAUGUGUCGAAUCUCGCACCAGAUGGUACACUUGCGGUCGAUGUCUCGCGCACAAUCACCCAACGCUUUUUGCACGAGUCGCGCGAGGCUCGCGGAACUGUGGAGGCCACCGGAACGGCCGGUCAAGAUCGUGAACGGAGGGUCCAAGAUGACGCGUGUCUUUCCACCCUGGUUGGGCUUGGUAUCCAAUCAGCGCGAGCCUUCAAUCUCGAUAUUCCACUAUGCAACGGGGUCCUUGAUUGGUAUAGGCAACAGCAACGCAACGUGCCCGCAGGUGAACAGGCAUCUCUCUACCAUGCUCAUGAUCGCCACGCACCCUCUGGUGCGACAUUUUUAGACCCAACGGCCCGUACACUUAGUUACGUGGUUCUCAAUGGCCGGCGUAUCACGCCGAAGACUUCUUCAGGUAUAGUAAAGGUGUCACUGGACGGCCACCCUUACUUGGCAGGCGACGUCGUGCAGUUUUUCCUCCAUCAGCAACCAGGCUUUUCAUCUCCGGCUAUAUUUGCGGAGAUGAUGUGGCUUGUCCCUCAAAACAUCGCCCAAGUGGCAAAUAAUCCAUGGCACGAGUUGUGA
Messenger RNA from Dichomitus squalens LYAD-421 SS1, 1203 nucleotides. RefSeq lists its product as uncharacterized. The record is from RefSeq and is a predicted model, not a curated record. The coding region runs from base 1 to 1203 and encodes 400 amino acids. Lineage: Eukaryota; Fungi; Basidiomycota; Agaricomycetes; Polyporales; Polyporaceae. The transcript has 4 exons.